UCGGCACCAAGGGAUUAUUGUUUGGCUCAUCGCGGCAUGUCUCUCUUCUCCUCGCUUCAGUCUCUGUCUCUGCUGCUGCACCGCUCUCCUCGAUCUCUUCUGCCUCUUCGACGCCGCAUGCGCACUGCUCCUGCUCCAAUGAUGGGGCGACGACGACAAGGGCACAAGGCACAGCAUGCUCGAGUGAUUACCUUGUCCAUUGAUCCAGCGUGUCCAUCGGCCGCAUCUUGUCUCCAAGGCACAGACGCGUAGAGUUGCUUUAUAUACUAGCCUGCGCCAUUUUUCUUUCUUUCACUCGUUCUCUCUCUCUCUCUUUCUAUACUCUCGACACGCCAUGCUCGCCCCCCUCCUCGCCCUCCUCGCUCUUCCCGCCACCCUCGCGGGCUACGCCUGCUACGACACCACCAAGGCUAUGGUCCGCCUUGCUGGCCCGGGCACUGCGAACGGCACCGUCUACUUUACUCAGCAGGGCGGUAGCGACGAGGUCAAGAUCACGGGGCAGAUCUCUGGCCUCUCGCCAGGCAAGCACGGCUUCCACGUCCACGCCUACGGCGACAUCUUCACGCAGGGCUGCACCAGCACCGGCGGGCACUACAACCCAUUCAACCGGACGCACGGCGCACCCUCUGACCGUGUCCGGCACGUCGGCGACCUCGGCAACAUCGAAGCCGGGGCGGACGGCGUCUCCCACCUCGACUUCUCCGACUCCACCAUCACGCUGUGCGGGCGCCGCACGAUCCUCGGACGCGGCGUCGUCGUCCACGACGGCGAGGACGACCUCGGCCUCGGCGGCUUCCCGGACUCGAAGACGACGGGGCACGCCGGCAACCGCACCGCUUGUGGCAUUAUCGCCGCGGUCGACCCCACCAAGUAGGCGCGGACAGUAGAUAUCUCAGUGUAGCAUACGUAAUGGACAGGUGCAUGGGUAUGGCGACG
Molecule: messenger RNA, 936 nt
Organism: Cutaneotrichosporon oleaginosum
Lineage: Eukaryota; Fungi; Basidiomycota; Tremellomycetes; Trichosporonales; Trichosporonaceae
Biological process (GO): superoxide metabolic process
Molecular function (GO): copper ion binding
Source: RefSeq, a predicted model, not a curated record